Syngnathus typhle (broad-nosed pipefish) is the source of this 2377-nucleotide messenger RNA. RefSeq names its product general transcription factor IIH subunit 1-like. Bases 217 to 1860 code for a protein of 547 amino acids. The record is from RefSeq and is a predicted model, not a curated record. Lineage: Eukaryota; Metazoa; Chordata; Actinopteri; Syngnathiformes; Syngnathidae. The transcript has 15 exons. Gene Ontology annotation, biological process: transcription by RNA polymerase I; nucleotide-excision repair; transcription by RNA polymerase II. Gene Ontology annotation, cellular component: transcription factor TFIIH holo complex; transcription factor TFIIH core complex.
UCGGACAUAUUGAGUGUAACACAUUGUCAGCCAGCUAUGUCGGUGCUGAAGUAUAAUGUGCUGAAGUACAUUAUUAGAGCAGUCUACAUUAAUUUGCCAGACGGCUCAUUUAUUUGCAUUCAGGGCCUAUCAGGUAUUCAUUUUGAAAUAAUGUGUUGAAUAAAGGUGAAAGAUUCGCAGCGGGGCCCAUCAGUUUUCAGUUUACACAUCCGAGCCAUGGCUUCACUGUCAGAAGAGGUGCUUCUGGUGGUGAAAAAGGUUCGCCAGAAGAAACAGGAUGGCACUCUGUAUUUGAUGGCUGAACGCAUUGCGUGGAGUCCGGAGGGGAAGGACCGCUUCACCAUCAGCCACCUCUAUGCGGAUAUUCGCUGUCAGAAAAUCAGCCCUGAUGGCAAAGCAAAAAUUCAACUCCAACUGGUCCUUCACUCCGGUGAGAGUACCACAUUCCACUUUUCUAAUGAGAGCACGGCACUCAAAGACCGUGAGGCUGCCAAAGAGCUGCUGCAGCAGCUUCUGCCCAAGUUCAAGAAGAAAGCUAAUAAGGAACUGGAGGAGAAAAACAGGAUGCUUCAAGAAGAUCCGUUGCUUUUUCAACUAUAUAAAGAUUUAGUGGUCAGCCAAGUGAUCAGUGCUGAGGAAUUCUGGGCUAACCGAUUAGGAGGCCUAAACACACACACACACCCUGCAGUAUGCAACAAUAAACAGGAAGUUGGUAUUUCUGGAGCUUUUUUGGCAGACAUACGACCACAAACAGAUGGCUGCAAUGGCUUGAGAUAUAAUCUGACAGCUGAUAUCAUUGAAUCCAUCUUCAGAACCUAUCCUGCAGUGCAACAGAAGUAUUGUGAAAGUGUCCCUCAUGAGCUCACCGAGAAGGAGUUCUGGACACGCUUCUUCCAGUCGCAGUAUUUUCACCGAGAUCGCAUCAACACAGGCACACAGGACAUCUUCACAGAGUGUGCCAAGCUGGAUGAAAAAGGGUUAAAAUCAAUGGUGGUGCAAGGAGUUAAGAACCCCCUGGUUGACCUGCAGUCAUUAGAAGAUAAAUCCUUGGAUGAGGGUUACGGCGCCUCGACACCGCUGCCUUCCACUUCAAACCGAACGGUGAAGGAGAGCAGCAACUAUGCCAUUAUCAAGCGUUUCAACCAUCACAGUGCCAUGGUGCUGGCAGCAGGCUCACGCAAGGGGGAGACUGACCAAAAUAGUGAGACUAGCAGCACUGAUGGAAACUCGCGGGAUUCUGACCUCUUCCAGCCUCCCAGCAAGAAAGUGAAAAUACAAGAAGCCAUAGAGUAUGAGGAUCUGCAAAGGGAAAACGGGCCAAAAGUGGUUGCAUUAAACCUCAAAAAGUCAGACAGGUAUGCCCAUGGUCCUGUGCCUCUUCAGUCUCUAAAAUACACAACAAGCCAAGAAAUCAUUAACUCCGUCAACCACGUCCGCCACGAGAUGGCCGAUUACAAACCCAACCUUACUCAGGUUUUGACCAGCGCGGCAGCAACUUCGGCCAUCGCAGCACUUUCUCCCGGCGGCCUGCUCAUGCAGACGGGAUCGCAGCAAGCCAUAAAUCAGAUGGUCCCAUCUGACAUCCAAGGGGAACUGAAGCAUCUUUAUACAGCUGCUGCGGAGUUAUUGAGACAUUUCUGGUCCUGUUUUCCCGUCAACACGCCAUUUUUGGAGGAGAAGUUGAUUAAAAUGAAGUCCAACCUCGAGCGAUUUCAGACGACCAAGCUUUGUCCUUUCCAAGAGAAGAUUCAGCGUCAGUACUUAAAUAAAAAUAUCACGGCACACUUAGAGCAGAUGCUACAAACGGCCUACAGCAAGUUCCACGUCUGGCAAACACGCCGCAUGAUGAGGAAAACCUGAGGCCGAACGCUUUGUUAGCGAAGGACAACGAAGACCAAGUGGACAAGGACGUCCCGUGGAGGCUUUAGGCGCCCUGCUGAGACGACACAUCGUAGCCGGGUGGCUUCACGGGAGGCUCGCGAUGAACGAACGCUGCUGCAGCCGUUUCCGAGAGGCAUAUGGCAUUUUUAGUCACGAAAACUUGUUUCUUAUUUUUUGUGUUCUUUCUACGGAUGAGAGAUUGGUUUCAGUAUUGGGACUGUAAUGGUACAAGACUGUAUGGCCAUAUAAAUCUUGUAGGCUCCCAGGAUGACCAGCAGAGGUCUGCAGACGUUUUAUCAGUGCAGAGAGCCUCUCUGGAAAUAGGACAAAGAAUGGAUUAGUGUUCCAGAGUUAAUGGAUUUAGCAAUAUUCUAAUGACAUGUCACACUUGGAGAGUGUUGGUGUGUGUGAAACACAGUUAACAUUGUUCGGUUCUGUCUGCACUGUAUUGUACAUACAAAAUGUUAUUCUGGAUUAAAGAGGUAAAACGUUUUGA